This is a messenger RNA of Penicillium longicatenatum, 348 nucleotides long. RefSeq names its product putative tubulin-specific chaperone Rbl2. The record is from RefSeq and is a predicted model, not a curated record. The transcript has 3 exons. NCBI's taxonomy places the organism in Eukaryota, Fungi, Ascomycota, Eurotiomycetes, Eurotiales, Aspergillaceae. Bases 1 to 348 code for a protein of 115 amino acids. Gene Ontology annotation, biological process: tubulin complex assembly; post-chaperonin tubulin folding pathway. Gene Ontology annotation, cellular component: cytosol; microtubule cytoskeleton. Gene Ontology annotation, molecular function: beta-tubulin binding.
AUGGCUCCCCGUUCCCAGCUUGAAAUUGUUACCUCUUCGGUUACCCGUUUGGUGAAGGAGGAGGCUUCUUACCACCGUGAGCUGGAGCAGCAGAUCGAGCGGAUCAAGAAGCUCGAGUCUAGCCAGGAGGGUGAUGACGAGAACAAGGAGUUCCUCGCUAAACAAGAGAAUAUGGCCAUGGAAGAGACAAAAAAGGUCCUGCCUUCUCUUCGCCAGAAGAUCGUUGACUCUGUGAAGGAGUUGGAGGCUCUGAUUGCUGAGGAGAGCCAAAAGGGUACCGAGAGCAAUGCGGCGCACAUCACCGCUGCCCAGGAGGCCAUUUCCAAGGCCAAGGCAGCCCAACGCUAA